AUGGCAUCCACGCAGCUAAUAAAGGAAAUAUCGAGCCUGCAGGCAAAUACUCUCCUGCCGGCCUUGGAGAACUGCCUGCUAGAGGUGGAUGCAGCGUGCACCUCAGGAAGGCAGGGCAUCAGCGACAACGGGAACACUUGGCUGCAAGCGUGCACUGCUUUGCUGGAGCAUGGCGCUGUCCUGGCGCAGGCAUCCAGCUUCCUGCAGUUGGAAGUCACACAACUUCUGCAAAGGCACCUGGAGAAGAGACCAAGGCUGGCAGAAGCGCUGCUGUGUACCCAGCUGCGAGUUUUCCUGCAGCAUCCCGUGGCACUGCAGCAGCUGCUGAGAGCUGUGCCCUCCAACCAGACCAGCCAGAGCCUCGCCAUGCAAUGGCCCUCGCCUGCAUGCAAGGGCCAGGCGCUGCAAGUGGUGCGCAGCUGUGCCUCCUGGGAACUCCAGAAGCUUGUCGCUGAGCCUUCCAGCACCAGUUCAGGUCGCGUGAAGCUGGCAGGGCAGCUUCCCUGGCUGCUGCACCUGCUGCUGCUGACUGACUGCGCGCAACCGGAGGGAGGGGACGCCCCCGGCAGCAGUUACGGCAGCGCAUGUGACGAUGACUCAGCGGCGCGCUCGGAGGGCACCAAUCAUGGCGGCGUUCCCUCUGGGUCCGGGAGAGAGGGAACGCUCAGCGCAGACCAUGCCAGCUCGGGGGGUCCCAUGAGGUUCCCCCCUCGCGGCAGACAAAACAGAGAGAGCGCCAAUUUCUCCAUCAUGAGUACCAGCGAGCCCACCAGCGGUGUUGACUCAGAGGUGCAUGGCUUGCACAUGGACAGCGGCUGCCUGGCGUCACUUGAUCCGCUCGGCACAGACCAGGCCCCCUUGCGAGCGGCUGCCACAGUGUUGGCACACCUGCGCCACUGCGCCAGCCUCUGCUCUCUCUUGGGUCUGAUGGCCGAGCCUAAUUUGGGCAGCGCUCAAAAAGCCCAGGAUGACAGCACAUUCGCCCCAAGCCUAAGUGGCCCUGAUGCCAGAGGUUGGACAGAGGAGGCAACGCCCCUGUUUGGGUUACUAAGUGGCGGUCAGAUGCAUGCCGCGCCUGAGCUGGCAACCCUGCAUGAGCGUCUGGCGGUGACUAAGCAGCUGACAGAGGUCCUGCUGCAGGCUCUGCUACUGCCCAACCAGGCAAGAGCCGCUGUGGGGCCCGGCUCAGCGGGAGAGGAGGACGGGAAGGGCAGCGGGGAUUGCAGCAAAGAAAGUUCUGUGCUGGAUCUGCUGACAGUCCACAUGCAGCUUGUCAGCAUGCAGCAAUCACACCAGGCACCAGGCACAGCAGCUGAGCAGACUGAGCCUCAUCUGGGCACGGAGGCUCGCCUGGGGCUGUUGCAGAUGGUGAAAGCAGCCAUGCAGAAGCAGGAGCCUGCACAUCGGCGCACACACCGCCGGACAUCUAGUGCCUCCUCUGGGUUGAAGGACAGAGAAGGACUGCAGAGCUGUGUUGCACCAGAAGUGGCCGCACAUGCCCUAGCCUUGCUGGCAGCAGCGCCUGGUUUGGGUACAAGAGGCAGUGACGAUUGUGGUGCUGCCCCUGGACCUCUGUUGGGUGUGACUUAUGAGUCAUCUCAGGCAGCUGCUUUUCUUGACGCAGCAGUGACCAAGCUGCAAGAGCGACUUGGAGAGAGCGGCAGGAGCGAGCAUGCAGGGGGAGCCCAUACAGUGAGCAGCAGCCAAGCGUACAUGAGCGAGGCAGCUGCUUGGAACUGCCAUCCGCCCCCAGCAGAGAGCAAAGUGCAUCUGGAGGCACAGGCUCCUGCCAAGAAACGCCGGAUUGUCCCAGAGGCUGUCUCGGCGCCGGAGCGGCUCACGGGGCAGUCUGUAGAUGAUACCCGCACGCUGCAGAGUCAGCGGACUCGCUCAGAGGGCGCAGCGGUGGCGGCACGCAGUGAGUGUGCAGGCUCGGAGCGGUUAGAGGAUGGAGAGAGUGCAGGGGAAAGCGGGGGAGAAGAGGAGGCAUCACCUCUGUUGCAGAGAGGAAUGUUGGCAGAUCAGGAGAAGGAGGCAUGGUGGGAGCACUACAUUGCAGUAAAAUUGGAUCUGGUGGAGAACGUCUUGAAUGAUGACGUGGCUCCAGAGGAUGAUGUGGGCUGUCCAAUGAUGACACCAUCAGCCGCUGAUGAUGUCAGCACACCCAUGCCUGGCAUGAGGAGAGGUUGCCCCAUGGCGAAGGGAACACCUUCUGGCGCCGUAGCGAGUUCCAUGUCACAUCGGCGGAUGGUGGUGGCUGACCUGGCGUUCAAGGAGCCCAGCUGGCAGGCCAUGCACGCUGCUGCGCUGCAACUGCUGACAAACAUACUCCGUGCGGCGAGAGGAGGCGAAGCAGAGCAGAGGGACGCUCUACUGAGGCCGCUGAGUGAGGCGGCUCCUGAGGCAGAAGUGCUGGCGAGCGUGCGCAACGCUUGCCUGCUCAUACAGCCCUCUUGUGGCAUGGACACCUAUCAGGCAGCCAUCUCAGGUGCCAAGGCGGCACCGCAGGAGGCGCUACCGGUGUUCUUUGCUGUGCGGAUGGGUCGGUACCUGUCGGGUGUCGGCGAGCCGCCUGAGCCCGAGCUGGCAGCCGCCUACCUGGCAGCGCUGGAGAGCCUCAAUGAGCUGGCAGGGGAAUCUACACCCCUCUCAGCGGUGCCCCCAUCGGCCAAGAAGGGGGGCGGAGGGAAGUCACGGGGAAAGCAGACGCCGCCGCGGCAGCUGCUGGCGAAGCUUCUGCUGGCGCUGCUGGACUGCGGAGACAUCGCCAUCGGACGGAGUCCCCCCGGCGCUGACUCAGCCAAGCGCCUGAUCAGGCUCGUGCUGGCUGGCUUCCCCGCGCCUCACUCUGCCGUCCUCGCCGCCUCGGCGCUUGUCGGCCUUUCGCAGGGAAUGCUAGAUCUGAAGAGACGGCGGCCGCACUGGGCGAGCGCAUUCGACGCAGGCUGGCAUGACGCAUGGUUCAACGCCGCGGAGACGGCGGAGCCGGCCGCUGCCGUGGCGGCUGCCGAGCAGCUGCUGCGCACGGUCGCCGCCGGCUUCGCUGCGGACGCUGGCGCCUUCCGCGUGUCUGCUGACGUUGUGAUCAUGGCCUGCCGCGCUGCCGAGUGCUGGGAGGGGCUGGAGGCAGAGGAGAUGGAAGGAACGUUGACAGAACUGCUGCAGCUGGGCGCUGCCGUGCAGGCGCAGUGCACUGCCGCCACCGCCCAGCUGCUGCAGAUGCUCACCUCACCGCCAGGGUGCGAGGGAUCUAAUGCCAAGGAGCAAGGGGCGCGCGCGAAUAGCAUUGCGGCUGCAUAUGGCCCCGAUCUGGCCGAGUCGCUGCUGAGCUUCUGCCAGUGGCUGUCAAAGACGCGACCAGGCUUCCAAAUCGCGCAGGUGGUGGAAUUGGAGUGGCAGGCGAUGCUGGGCUGCAAGGCGGGCCACUCCAUGCUGCUGGAACACCUGGCCGCAGCUGCCAGCAAGGAUGCAGGCACAGGCGCCACAGAAGCCCCUAUCAGCCUUCAGGCUCAGGUGUGCGAGUGGUUGGGAGAGGCGUACGAGGACAUGGCGGCGCACGGCGUCGCCUCCGCCGAGGCCGAGCCUGAUCAGGACGCGGAUGACUCAGCGCUGACUGACUCAGCGCUGACUGACCACUCCAUGCAGACCGACGACCAGAAAACUGAUGAUGCAAGGGACGGCCCCCGCACAGCUGGCAAGGCGCCGAAGCAGAGGAAGCGUUCGCGCAGCAGCAACCCGUUUGUGCAGGCGGCAAUGGCCGAGAUGGCGAUGCACUGGGGCAACAGAUUCUCAAAGAGGCGCGCAGGUGGAGCCAGCGACGGCGGUGACGUCAGCGGUGAUGACGUCAGUGGUGACUCAGACGAUGACAACGGCGAUGACCUGGACGAUUUUGUCGUUUGCAAGCCCGGCCGCGACUACCGCACUCUGUUUGCGCAGCAGUUCAAAUAUAGCUGCGCGGAAAUGCCCCGCAGCCUCUUCAGGCGGCCUCUCUGA
Molecule: messenger RNA, 3993 nt
Organism: Coccomyxa subellipsoidea C-169
Lineage: Eukaryota; Viridiplantae; Chlorophyta; Trebouxiophyceae; Coccomyxaceae
Exons: 24
Coding region: 1-3993 (1330 amino acids)
Source: RefSeq, a predicted model, not a curated record